Molecule: messenger RNA, 1015 nt
Organism: Camarhynchus parvulus
Lineage: Eukaryota; Metazoa; Chordata; Aves; Passeriformes; Thraupidae
Gene: CIDEC
Product: cell death inducing DFFA like effector c
Exons: 6
Coding region: 153-872 (239 amino acids)
Biological process (GO): regulation of apoptotic process; apoptotic process
Source: RefSeq, a predicted model, not a curated record
CGAGGGGGGAGCGCGCGCUCUGCUUCCCCCCCCCCGCUCCAGUCUCUUAAAGGGGCCGCGCACGGCAUGGACGGAGCGCAGGUGUGCGCGCACAGGUGGAGGCGUGAACGCGCCAACAUCUGCACAGGGGGCUGCUCCGUGCCCCUUGGAAGAUGGACUACGCCAAAUCCCUGAGCCAGCGCCUGGCUGCCCCCGUGUCCAAAUGUGUCUCAGCCAGCGCCUCCAUGACCCAGCAGCUGCUGGCGGGCCCGGCCCCACGGCCCCGGCCCUACCGCGUGUGCAACGGGGACCGCAGCCUGCGCAAGGGCGUCAUGGCCCCCAGCCUGGCCGAGCUGCUGCGCCAGGCCCAGAGCGCCCUGGCCCUGCCCGCGCCCAUCGCGCUGGUGCUGGAUGAGGACGGCACGGCCGUGGAGACUGAGUCCUUCUUCCGGACCCUGGAGGAGGGCACGGCCCUGAUGGCCCUGAGCAAGGGGCAGAGCUGGACUGCCCCCAAGACACGUGGCUACCAGGUGAGCCUGUCCCGCAAGCCCCCGCGCAGGAUCGACGUCGCCUGCGUCACCUUCGACCUGUACAAGACCCACCCGAAGGACCUGGGCUGCCUCAACGUCAAAGCCACCCUGUAUGGCACCUACAGCAUGUCCUACGACCUGCGCUGCUACGGCGCCCGGCGCCUGGUGAAGGAAGCCCUGCGCUGGGCGCUGUUCAGCAUGCAGGCCACGGGCCACGUCCUGCUGGGCACCUCGUGCUACAUGCAGCAGCUCCUGGAUGCCACCGAGGAGGAGCAGAAGGAAGAGGAGAAGAGCUCACUGCCCCUGCAGAACCUCCUGCCCUGCAGCCUCCCCGCCCUGCCCUACAAGAAGAUGUCACAGUGAGGCUGGCUGGCCUGGCCUGUCCCCUCUGCUGUCCCCCCAGCCCUCGGGGGUCCCAGCACCCUGCUAGGUCAAUGCCUGGGCAGAGGCUGCCACGGUGCCUGGCACAGCCUCUCCUUGCACUCCGCUGGCUGAGUGUGCCCUAA